AUGGAGGUUGAGGGGAGCAGAAGGAGGGGAUCUAAGUAUGCAUACGAUGGAAGCGACCAUAGCAGGAGAGGCUCCAAUGAUGACAGAGAAGUGGAAAGGUACCCACGGGGGAAACACGACUCGCCAAGAGGACGCAGAAGUAGGUCCCACUCCUAUAGAGCGAGACGGAACUCGAUGGAGAAUCACGGAGGUGGGGACAGAUAUCAUAUGGAUGGAAGAGGACGCAGAGACAGGAGCUCAGGCAGCAACCACCCGUCUAGAGACUCAUACGCAAAGCGGAGUGAAGACAAUUCAACGGACGAGGCGAGGUGGCGGGCCAGGAGAGGGGAACGCGAUUUGCGUGAUGUGCGUGAUGAGCGGCUAGAACGCGGGCAUCGGGACGAAAGAGAUUAUCGCGAUCGAAGCGACAGCCGGGACAGGAGGGAUCGACGAGAAAGGCGGGAGCACAGAGACAGGAGAGGAAGACGUGAUAGGGAUGAAAGGAAAAGGAAGUACAGUAGGCUCAACCCCAAUUUGUCCUCCUCCCAUGAGCGGUCCAGAUCGAGAGAGAGGCGAAGAAGGAAAUUACAGGCAGAAUGCAUUAAAAAAGCAGGAGGAUUUAAAAAACUAGCUGACAUGGAAGGACACGAAACGACGAGCGUUUUCUGGGAUGGGUUCCAGUGGGUAGCCAAAACAAACCAGUCGUCUACCUCCCAUCUAGAUCCUGCAGUAAUGAAUUCUACAAGGAAAUUGAGACGACUCUAUUUUGGUAAUCUGCCUCUCCAUCUAGGAUUAUCCGAAAACGAGUUCCAGGAGACUGUCUGGGAUGAAAUGAAAAAAAGGAAGUUUUGUAAUGACGAGAAAAUCAAUCCUGUUCUUUAUGUCUGGUUUGCCAAAGACAAGGGCAACUAUGGGUUUGUUGAGUUUUCCACUGUGGAGGAAACGGAAAGAGCCUUGACGAUGGAUGGUAUGCUUUGCAGGGGGGUAGCUCUGAAGGUCUCCAGACCCAACGACUACUCCACCAACGUGAUGAAGAGUAAUCAGCCUUCGAUUCUUCAGAACGUUGCGGGGGUUAGCGGCGUGGGAGGAGUAGCUAGCGGAGUAACUAGCGGCGUGGGAAACCUGUACGGGAAGCCGCCGCCUCCACCGGGGGGCACCCCUCCAUCCGUGCUCAGGGAGGCACACGACCCCGGGCUAGACAACCAGAGUAACCUCCAGACCAAGUACCUACGUGUGCUAGAAAUCGUCUCAGAAGAGUCAGUUAACAGCGAAGAUUAUUCAUCCAUCUUGGAAGACAUCAAAGAUGGGUUCCAUUCCCAGGGAAUAAUCAUUAACGCCAUUUUAAUAACACCCAAGUAUGCACAGAUGACUCCCUUCAGUGUUGGAGAUGUCGUCAUUGAGUUUGAAAACGCUGCCUCCGUGGAUAGCAGCAUCGUAAAUAUGUCCAAUCGGAAGUAUGAAGGGAGGGUCAUUCGAAUGACUAAGGUAGACCAAGCCACGUACGACGUGCACGUCAGGCCCAUCAUCAGGGAUCUCUAUGAGCAGAAUGGGAUCUAG
Messenger RNA from Plasmodium inui San Antonio 1, 1536 nucleotides. RefSeq lists its product as hypothetical. The record is from RefSeq and is a predicted model, not a curated record. The transcript has 2 exons. NCBI's taxonomy places the organism in Eukaryota, Apicomplexa, Aconoidasida, Haemosporida, Plasmodiidae. Gene Ontology annotation, molecular function: poly-pyrimidine tract binding; pre-mRNA 3'-splice site binding. Gene Ontology annotation, cellular component: U2-type prespliceosome; nuclear speck; commitment complex. Bases 1 to 1536 code for a protein of 511 amino acids.